Punica granatum (pomegranate) is the source of this 1549-nucleotide messenger RNA. NCBI's taxonomy places the organism in Eukaryota, Viridiplantae, Streptophyta, Magnoliopsida, Myrtales, Lythraceae. The record is from RefSeq and is a predicted model, not a curated record.
CCCGCGCAUUCUCGAGCUAGGGUUUUUCAUUUGCAGAGAGCAAAGGGUUUUUCUCUCUGCCUCGCGCAUCUCAACUGCUCUGCAAAUUCCUUUUUCCCUCAUCAGAGUUCACCAUGAGCAACGACAAGGAGAGUUUCAACGUUGCGGAUCUCGCUUCCGCGCUCAACGACGAGGAUCGAGCUGGGCUUGUUAACGCCCUCAAGAACAAGCUCCAGAAUUUGGCGGGACAGCAUUCUGACGUUCUCGAGAACCUCCCUCCAGUUGUUAGGAAGCGCGUCGAAGUUCUCCGUGAAAUCCAGAGCCAGCACGACGAAUUCGAAGCAAAAUUCCUUGAGGAAAGGGCUGCACUCGAAGCCAAAUACCAGAAACUUUAUCAACCACUAUAUAGCAAGAGAUAUGAAAUUGUGAAUGGUGUUGUUGAAGUUGAAGGAGUUCCAAAAGAAACAGAAAAGAGCCAAGAAGAAGAUAAGGCUGGUGAAGAAAAAGGAGUGCCUGAUUUUUGGCUUAAUGCGAUGAAAAAUAAUGAAGUGCUAGCUGAGGAGAUUAACGAGCGUGAUGAAGGAGCUCUUAAAUAUCUCAAAGAUAUUAAGUGGUGCAGGAUAGAUGAUCCAAAAGGAUUCAAGCUGGAAUUCUUCUUUGAUACCAAUCCCUAUUUCAAGAACUCUGUUUUGACAAAGAUCUACCACAUGAUUGAUGAGGAUGAGCCAAUCUUAGAGAAAGCAAUGGGGACGGAGAUUGAAUGGUACCCAGGAAAAUGCCUGACACAGAAAAUUCUCAAAAAGAAGCCUAAGAAAGGAUCCAAGAACUCAAAGCCCGUAACUAAAACCGAGAAUUGUGAUAGCUUUUUCAACUUCUUUAAUCCACCUCAAGUGCCAGAGGACGACGAAGACAUUGAUGAAGACACUGCCGAGGAACUUCAGAACCUGAUGGAGCAAGAUUAUGACAUCGGGUCAACCAUCAGAGACAAGAUCAUCCCCCAUGCAGUGUCAUGGUUCACAGGAGAGGCUAUUCAAGGAGAUGAGUUCGGGGAUUUAGAUGAUGACGAAGAUGAAGGUGAUAUGGAUGAGGAUGAUGAAGAUGAUGAGGAAGAGGAAGAUGAAGAAGAGGAUGAGGAUGAGGACGAAGAUGAAGAUGAGAAGAAGAAGAAGACAAGAAAGAAGAAAGGUGGAAGAGCACAGGUCGGAGAAGGUCAACAAGGUGAGAGGCCUCCGGAAUGCAAGCAGCAGUGAUGUUUGCCAGAAUACAUUGGUGAGAGGCCUCCGGAAUGCAAGCAGCAGUGAUGUUUCCCAGAAUACAUUGGGAGGGGGAAAAUUUGUUUUCAUUUGUUUUCCGUCUUCUGUUGGCUUUGGGUUGGGGAGGGGGAAAUUACAAGUUUUGGGGUGGGCGGGGAAAUGUCAUAUUUUUGUUGGCUUGGAUGGGCGUAUCUGUCAUAUAGUCAAAGUAGUGUGCUAUGAUGAUGAUUUUAUCCAUGUUGUAAGUUUUACAGACUCUUUGAAAUACGAGUCAUUUUCUUCUUCUUUUUGUCAGUAACAUUGUCUCGUCGGGUACA